CAACUUUGAGGAUGUGUAUCGUCUCCACUUUACAAGUAAGAACACAUUGCCUGGAACCUAAAAAGAAUUCACAACUUUCAGUUACUGUUAUUACUACUGUUAACUGCUUCACAGAUAAUAAUUUAUAAAAAGUACAGAAGCUGCUUCAAAAAAGCCUAAGACUAAUGGGAAAAUAGAAAGAAGCCCACAGUGGCCUAGAGCAGAGCCAGGGUUCACCAAGUCAUAUCUGUCACCCAUACACGGAUUUCGGAGACCCGUCUCAUACUCCGUGAAGCUUCAAGACACCUGCCUUGCAGCUCACCCACAAGCCGCCCCUACCCGCCGGACACUGCCCUAACGCCACUUCCGACUACUUCCGCUCCGCCCCAGCCAGCCAGCGCAUGCGUCGUGGGGAUGUUUGCGCGCCCGCUCCCAACGCAGAGCGACACACCCAGUUUCCGGCGCCUAGACGAGAUUCCUCAAGGCACGGCGCCUAGUCAUGAUGUAAGUUCCGGUUGCGGUGCUGAGUCGGAAGUGGGAACCCUUCGGCCACUGAGACUCUGUCGUGUCGUCGCUGCUGACCCUUCUGGCUCUGCCCCUCCCCCUAGGUCUGGAUGGAGGAUACUUUAAAGUGAAAUGACAGACCAGGAGAAUAACAACAACAUUUCAAGUAACCCCUUUGCUGCUCUUUUUGGCUCCCUGGCUGAUGCCAAGCAAUUUGCAGCAAUCCAAAAGGAGCAGCUGAAGCAGCAGUCUGAUGAAUUCCCAGCCAGCCCGGAUGACUCAGAUAAUAGUGUGUCAGAGAGCCUGGAUGAAUUUGAUUACUCCGUGGCUGAGAUUAGCCGCUCAUUCCGUUCACAGCAGGAAAUAUGUGAGCAACUCAACAUCAAUCACAUGAUCCAAAGGAUCUUCCUCAUUACUUUGGACAACAGUGACCCAAGCCUGAAAAGUGGGAAUGGCAUCCCCAGCCGUUGUGUGUAUUUGGAAGAAAUGGCAGUAGACCUGGAAGAUCAGGACUGGCUUGAUAUGAACAACGUAGAGCAGGCUGUCUUCACUCGCUUAUUACUUCAAGAUCCAGGCAACCACUUGAUUAACAUGACUUCUUCUACAACGUUGAAUCUCUCUGCUGAUCGAGAUGCAGGGGAGAGGCACAUUUUUUGUUACCUUUAUUCCUGCUUCCAAAGAGCCAAGGAAGAGAUUACCAAAGUUCCAGAGAACCUGCUACCCUUUGCAGUGCAGUGCAGGAAUCUCACUGUGUCCAAUACCCGAACGGUUCUCCUCACCCCAGAGAUCUAUGUUGACCAAAACAUCCACGAGCAACUGGUAGAUUUGAUGUUGGAAGCCAUCCUAGGAGGCCAUUUUGAAAGUGUAGCUGAAUUUCUGGAUGAGAUCAUCGGAGCCUUGAUACUGGAUGAGGAAGUUCGAACAUUUUCAGAAGUCAUGAUUCCAGUGUUUGAUAUUUUAUUGGGCCGAAUAAAAGAUCUAGACCUCUGCCAGAUCCUGUUGUACGCAUACCUGGACAUUCUUCUCUAUUUUACUAGGCAAAAGGAUAUGGCAAAGGUUUUUGUAGAAUACAUUCAGCCCAAGGACCCUAAUAAUGGACAGAUGUACCAGAAGACCUUGCUGGGAGUAAUCCUGAAUAUCUCCUGCUUAUUAAAGACUCCGGGUGUGGUAGAAAAUCAUGGAUACUUCCUGAAUCCAUCUCGUUCCAGUCCCCAGGAGAUCAAAGUACAGGAGGCCAAUAUUCAUCAGUUCAUGGCUCGGUUCCAUGAAAAGAUCUACCAGAUGCUGAAGAACUUACUCCAGCUCUCUCCAGAAACCAAACACUGUAUCUUGUCCUGGCUUGGAAACUGUUUGCAUGCAAAUGCAGGCCGCACCAAGAUUUGGGCCAAUCAGAUGCCAGAAAUCUUCUUCCAAAUGUAUGCCUCGGAUGCCUUCUUUCUGAAUCUGGGUGCUGCUCUCCUGAAGCUGUGCCAGCCAUUUUGCAAACCCAGAUCCUCUCGGCUCCUCACCUUUAAUCCCACUUACUGUGCUCUGAAGGAGUUGAAUGAUGAAGAACGAAAAAUAAAAAAUGUACACAUGAGAGGUUUGGACAAAGAAACCUGUUUGAUCCCAGCUGUGCAGGAGCCGAAAUUUCCCCAGAACUACAACCUCGUUACAGAGAACCUUGUCCUGACAGAGUACACCUUGUACUUGGGAUUUCACAGGUUGCAUGAUCAGAUGGUAAAAAUCAACCAAAAUCUGCAUCGGCUGCAGAUAGCCUGGCGGGAUGCUCAGCAAAGUUCUAGCCCUGCUGCUGACAACCUCCGUGAGCAGUUUGAACGACUGAUGACCAUCUAUCUUUCUACCAAGACUGCCAUGACUGAGCCACAGAUGCUACAAAACUGCCUAAAUUUGCAGGUGUCCAUGGCUGUUCUCUUAGUUCAGCUGGCCAUAGGCAAUGAGGGCUCACAGCCAAUAGAGCUAACUUUCCCUUUGCCAGAUGGCUACAGUUCUUUGGCUUAUGUGCCAGAAUUUUUUGCAGAUAACUUGGGUGAUUUCCUCAUUUUUCUCCGCCGCUUUGCCGAUGACAUCUUGGAGACAUCAGCAGAUUCUCUGGAACAUGUCCUUCACUUUAUCACCAUUUUCACUGGAAGCAUAGAAAGGAUGAAGAAUCCCCACUUAAGGGCCAAACUGGCAGAGGUGUUGGAAGCAGUGAUGCCCCACCUGGAUCAGACCCCAAAUCCCUUGGUAUCCAGUGUGUUCCACCGGAAACGUGUGUUCUGCAACUUUGCCUAUGCAGCCCACCUUGCAGAAGCUCUAAUCAAGGUCUUUGUGGACAUUGAGUUUACAGGAGACCCCCAUCAAUUUGAGCAGAAGUUUAAUUACCGCCGUCCCAUGUAUCCCAUCCUCAGGUACAUGUGGGGCACAGAUAACUAUCGAGAGAGCAUUAAGGAUUUGGCUGACUAUGCCUCUAAGAAUUUAGAAGCCAUGAAUCCCCCACUUUUCCUCCGCUUUCUUAACCUGCUAAUGAAUGAUGCCAUCUUCCUUUUGGAUGAAGCCAUACAGUAUUUGAGCAAGAUAAAGAUUCAGCAGAUUGAGAAGGACCGUGGUGAAUGGGAUAGUCUGACUCCAGAAGCCCGCCGAGAAAAGGAGGCUGGCCUACAGAUGUUUGGACAGCUGGCACGUUUCCAUAACAUCAUGUCCAAUGAAACAAUUGGUACCCUUGCUUUUCUGACAUCAGAGAUCAAAUCACUCUUUGUGCACCCUUUCCUGGCUGAGCGCAUCAUCUCCAUGCUGAACUACUUUCUACAGCAUCUGGUUGGCCCCAAAAUGGGGGCCUUAAAAGUCAAGGAUUUCAGUGAAUUUGACUUCAAGCCCCAGCAGCUCGUUUCAGAUAUCUGCACCAUCUACCUAAAUCUCGGGGAUGAGGAGAACUUCUGUGCCACCGUUCCCAAGGAUGGACGUUCCUAUUCCCCAACUCUCUUUGCACAGACAGUCCGAGUCCUGAAGAAAAUAAAUAAGCCUGGAAAUAUGAUUGUGGCUUUCAGCAACUUAGCAGAGAGAAUCAAGUCUCUGGCAGACCUCCAGCAACAGGAAGAGGAGACCUAUGCAGAUGCCUGUGAUGAGUUCCUGGAUCCCAUCAUGAGCACACUGAUGUCUGACCCUGUGGUGCUGCCAUCUUCCAGAGUCACUGUGGAUAGAUCCACCAUUGCCAGACAUUUGCUCAGUGACCAAACAGAUCCCUUUAACCGUAGUCCCCUCACCAUGGACCAGAUCCGGCCAAACACAGAACUAAAAGAAAAAAUCCAACGGUGGCUCGCAGAGAGGAAGCAACAACAAAAGGAGCAACUUGAAUAAAUACUGUGACUUAAACAAACCAGAAACCAACCCCAGAUAAACAAAUGUUUGUGGUUUCUCUCUUUCUGGUUCUGUUCUUUUCCUUUUUCUUGCUUUUUUUUUUUUUUUUCUUCUUUCUUUACUAAAUUAGAGAAUGCUCUUGCUUGAAUUACGAUAAUUAAAAUUCCUAAGAACUUUACAGUGCCCUCCUGGCUUGCAGGAAAUUAUACUUCUUAUAGCAUCACCACAUUUAGAAAUCAUUACUAAUUUUCACCCUUCGCUGUCUCUUCCUUUUCCUCCUUUUCCUGUCUGUCCUAAGUUACAUUAACUUCAUCUACUAAAACCUCCUGCCACCUUACUCUUUCUCUUCUAAGAACUGCUCCAACAUCUUUGGUGAGCACUGCUCUUACGUAUAUGAUAUCACAUAUUUCAGUGAUCAACUGAUACCAGAAGGUCCUGUUUUAUCAGAGUAUUUACUAGUCUUCAUGACCCAGACUUUAGCCCUUUUCCUUGUUACAGCUCUGCAUUGUCACAGAAUAACCUUUUACAUAAAAGCAGACCCCUUGAUAUUUGAGUAGACUUUUGAAUAAGAUGAUAGAUGAGAUGAAAAAAGGAAUUUUAUGCAACUUCUUUGGUAGCUCUUAGUUUUGUGUUAUCUUGUAAUUCAAAUAUAUCUUGGAGGGCAAACACUCCCCUGUGGGGUUGUCAUUACCACAGAAAACUUAGCCCUAUAAUAUAUUUAGGAGGAUUGGUAAGACAAAUUUGCAGUUUUGACACUUUAUUCAAAAGUUCCAAGGUGGUAAAAUAAAGAAGGAUUUUGAGCCCUUUUUACCUUCUGGAAAUCAAAGACCAGAAAAGUAGUUUAGUAGAGUAGAAAAGUUGGGCAACAGAUACUGUAACCAUGAGAAAUGUCAUUUUAAGAAUAUCUCAAAAAUGAGUCUAAAAAAAAAUCACCUUGGUACAACAAUGUGUGUACACACACACACAUGCUUUUUUAUAUUGGUCUAGUGUAAACUGAGCAUCUCUUUAUGUUCUCUCUUCCAGAGAAAGAUGUAUGUAGUAUGUGGCCAUGUUUACUAACACUUAUUCUAGACAGAAUCCUGAGACUAUAAAACAUAUAUAGUUAAUGUUUGUUUGUGCUUACUACAUGAUUUCUGAGAGCUGCUUCUAACUCAGCCUUAGGUCAUCAAUUAACAUUGUAGGAGUUUGAGCACAACCUUGUCCACCAGCCAUUUUAAAUAUUCACUUAGCCCUAUGUAGUUAGUAGGUGGAUGGGCUGCACUUUCACAAGUUGAGCUUGAGUUCCCCACUCAAUAGUGUAGCUUAACAUGCUGAGUGAGGCACAUUCCCCUAUGGAGUGUCUGUAUCACUAUUCCUCUAAGCCUGAAAUAUAACUAACAGGAAAAGCGAUAUGAUCUAGAAACAGGGGUCAUUGCUUCAUUUAGAGGACGUUAUUAUUAACCACAACCUGUUUCAAAUAAGAUGGUAGUUUUAUGAUAUUCCAGCACGAGCUGUUAUAAGCAGUCUUUGAUGUGUUUUUGAUGGUAUCAGCUGGAAACCCUCAAAUCGGAGGGCAUCCCACACUAGAUAGAAAGUAGAUGUUGCCUGUUGCCGUGCUUAUAAAUGAAAAAGCCUGGCUGGAACUCUUGCAAACGCCAGAAUGUAAGAUAAUAAUUCACUAUGCUCCUUGAGCCUUUAAGAUAUAGGUUGACAGGAUUUAUUUCUUAAAAUGAGCUUCAUUUCAUAUUUAUUAUCUUCAUUUAUAUCUCUGAGAAUUAACUAUAUAAAAAAAAGCUUCUGUCUGCUUGUAUUUAUCUUCCAAACCCAAUCUAAUAGGAUAUUUUGACUUUUAAAAGAAGUGGAGAAAAGACCAGAAUUUUAUAGGAGAAAAUUGGAAGAAAAAACGGGCACAAAACCUCAGAAGGCAGCUGUUCCCAGCAGCUUUCUAUUGAACAACCUCUAUGCUGCCUCUUGUAUCUGUGUCUGUAUUCUACUUCUGUGUUUAGUCUUCAGAUUGUAAGCCUUUCUGGCAAGCUUGUUUUUGUUUUUUUUUAAAAAAGCUCUUUUCCUGAAACUUUUUAUGAAAGGCUAUGGCACCAUUAAUGCUGCUGAGUAUCUUUAAACUCAUUACAAAGACAAGUGCAUAGCUUAAGGCCACUAAUGGUAAGGAAGCCAGGUGUCCUCUGUGCCUUUUUUCUUUCCUUGAAGUAAUUUAAGAACACCCCAAAAAUGAGACUAAAAAAUUAUCAUCUUGGUACAACAUGGUAUUUAUAUAUGCACUUGGACGCUUAAAGAGGUGUUGUGUUGUCCAGAAUGCAGAAGCAGCUCUAAACUUAUUAGAGCAAACUUUCUGAUAUAUCAAGUUUUGUGUGUUGGCUUUGCUAGGGUAUGAUAGGAAAAUGAAGACUCUUUAAUCAGCUCUAGUAUUGCUUUUUAAGAGGGUAAUACUAAACUUGGAAAAUUAUUUAAGUAGGUUUUAUCAAGCAAUCUGGGUUGUUUUUUUUUAAUAUAGUUUUUAAUAGAUAUUUGAAAAGUGAAAGAAACUUCAGAGGUUUUUUAAUGGUGCAGGUGAAGGUGCCGGUUGCUAUUUGAUAUCACACCCUACAAAAGCUUCAUUACUUUAUUUGAUGCUGGUUGCUAAGCAGCCAUUGCACAGAGCAUAAGUCUACUGGGUGCCUUUACAAGCCAGAGGCUUGAUGCUGCACUGAUGAUGUCACGUGAGAAAAUAAUGCACAUGCUCUAACUGCUAAACAGGAAAAGAAACCUAGAAACAAAAUGAAGAACAAAAUGACAAAAAAGUUUGAUUGAAAUAAAAUUUGAUCAACAUAACUGUAUUUGGAAACAUUCCAGGAAGGUUACUUCUGAUCAAACUUGCCUGGGGGUGUUUGUUCAAAGCUUGUAUUUAAUAAAUGAACAUCUGACUUACAA
Messenger RNA from Phacochoerus africanus (Common warthog), 6726 nucleotides. It is a transcript of the gene UBE4A, whose product is annotated as ubiquitination factor E4A. Bases 616 to 3819 code for a protein of 1067 amino acids. The transcript is spliced from 20 exons. Gene Ontology annotation, cellular component: nucleus; ubiquitin ligase complex; cytoplasm. Lineage: Eukaryota; Metazoa; Chordata; Mammalia; Artiodactyla; Suidae. The record is from RefSeq and is a predicted model, not a curated record. Gene Ontology annotation, molecular function: ubiquitin-ubiquitin ligase activity. Gene Ontology annotation, biological process: protein polyubiquitination.